AUGAAUAAAGAUCCCAUCAUAGAUCCUGAUAAUCUAAAUACAAAGAUCAAUAUAUCUUCUAGGGCUGAAAUGUUGAAAAAUCUGGAAUCUGCAAAUUUAACAUUUCAAAUUAAUGGAGAAGAUCAUACUUUAGGGAAUAUAAUGAGACAUUUAGCAAUGCUAAACCCUUCAACAACUUUUGCAGGAUAUGCAAUUCCUCAUCCCUCUAUAUCCUCAAUGAAUUUAAGAAUUGAAACUGUAUCUAAUGUUGACUAUGGUAAAGAGGAUCAAAUAUUUAAGUUAGAAGACAAGUUUGAUGAUACUAAGAAGACGAAACAGGACAUUAUAAUACACAGUAAUAACUCAAUUAAUAAUUUAGGUGGUCGUCCAAAUGCUCUGGGAGUUCUUAGAAAAGCAUGUAAAGAUUUAUUAGAUAUAUGUGAUACUAUUGAGAUGAGAUUUGAUGAAGCUAUACAUAACUUUUCGCAUGAAAUGAGGGAUUAA
Molecule: messenger RNA, 483 nt
Organism: Cryptosporidium muris RN66
Lineage: Eukaryota; Apicomplexa; Conoidasida; Eucoccidiorida; Cryptosporidiidae
Product: DNA-directed RNA polymerases I and III subunit RPAC2, putative
Exons: 2
Coding region: 1-483 (160 amino acids)
Biological process (GO): DNA-templated transcription
Cellular component (GO): RNA polymerase III complex; RNA polymerase I complex
Molecular function (GO): protein dimerization activity; DNA-directed RNA polymerase activity
Source: RefSeq, a predicted model, not a curated record